Messenger RNA from Asterias rubens (European starfish), 3303 nucleotides. Its product is annotated as alpha-N-acetylgalactosaminide alpha-2,6-sialyltransferase 3-like. The coding region runs from base 352 to 1605 and encodes 417 amino acids. The transcript is spliced from 6 exons. The record is from RefSeq and is a predicted model, not a curated record. Gene Ontology annotation, molecular function: alpha-N-acetylgalactosaminide alpha-2,6-sialyltransferase activity. Gene Ontology annotation, biological process: ganglioside biosynthetic process. Lineage: Eukaryota; Metazoa; Echinodermata; Asteroidea; Forcipulatida; Asteriidae.
UUGUGAACUUUGCACCAACCCCCGGUGCGUGUCGAUCGCCCAUUCUUUCAAGAAUUAUGUUUACAUUUUGCCGGUUACUGCAUAAAAUGCCAGUUUCAGCAAAGAAAACCACAUUCCCCUAUGGUUAAGACCAUGUGAAAGCAAGGGAGGAUGUAGGAACACAUAGUCAUGCUUUUAGUCUAUGGCCAGUUAUUGAACAUAUUUCUGCAUCAGUGAUCAUCCGAUAAAGAAGCAACUUGCUGCAUUUCCUCACACAAUACUACAUUCAUGUGGACAUCAAUAGCACCAGCCCGCCAAAUUUCUUAGCAUGUAAAUUGCAAAGAAAACAAAAAGAGUCAAAAGCCGAAGAAGAUGAGCCAAAUGCUGGGACAGAAACAAUUGUUCUUCUUCUGCAUAGUGUUGGCAGUCUUCACUCUGACUGGGUUCGGAUUUUAUCUCAACUCUGGCAUCUUUUUUUACACCAACUUAUUACAAAAUAAUGUCAACACGAGGCAAUUCAAUGGUGAAGAAUUAAGAAAAUUGUACAAUUCUGAACUGUCUAAUUCUACUUCAACAAAUCAGUCUACUUCCAUUUCAAAAUAUCAGACAACAUUAGCAAGUAGUUUUCUAAAUCAAUCAGCACUUUCUUCUCAAUCGUCUGGAAAUCAAACGACCGUAAAAACAGGAAAUGAAUCUCAAAAUCUUCAGGGAAUUACCAAAUUGAAUGAAACUGCAAACACAAAAGUGAAAACAGAAAAACACACAGAGGUGGCCAGGGCUCCUGUGACCACUUCGGAUAAACUAAAAUUGCCAAGUGAUACAAAACUGCUAGAUACUGAGAGGAAGUCAAAAGUUGAAACAACGGAUGCCUUGUAUACCAACCAUGGCUAUUUAUCCGUGUUGGAUCAAACAAAGAAACUGAAUCUUCACUGUGCGCAAUGUGCCUUUGUGUCCAGCUCUGGACAACUUCUGAAAUCCGGCGCCGGCUAUCUUAUCGACGAAGCUGACUGCGUCUUUCGAAUGAACAAUGCACCGGCCUCCGGAUACGAGGAAGAUGUCGGGUCUCGGACAACGGUACGAGUUAUUGCUCAUUCGUCAACUCCUCACCUUAAAAAGAACCCAAAGUAUCUAGUGGAUAUACCGAGUCCGACUGAGUACGUUGUUGGAUGGGGACCGGCCAAAGCCCUGAGUACAACUGGAUCUGGAUUUGCAUUUAAUACUCUGAAAGCCUCAGCUGAGAAGUAUAAGAAGACAGGAUUCUUUUAUCUAACGCAGGAACAGAUGAACAAAGCGGAUGAAAUAUUUGAAGCUGAAACUGGUGUCCCAAGGAUGAAGUCUGGGACCCAUUUGAGUACAGGAUGGUUCACCAUGUUGCUAGCCCGUAACGUGUGCGAUGAGAUUCAUAUUUAUGGAAUGGUAAAUGACCAGUACUGCCAAAAUGAAACAAACAAGGAGGUUCCUUAUCACUACUAUGACACAGCCGGCCUCAAAGAAUGCGAUUAUUACAAAAAGAAUGAAAAGGGCAAGAGAAGCGUACAUCGUUUCAUUACGGAAAAAGCUAUCUUUGCUCGCUGGGCACUGGAACAACCUCCAAUGUACUUUCAUACUCCAUUCUGGAACCCUUAGGGUCAUCGAAUUGAAGCAAAUAACGGGGCUUACUUCACAAAGCAGUAACUGAAGGGUAAGCCAAUGUUUCAUAUAGCAAACAUAUAAAUUAUUAACAGAUGCAUAGAGUGAUAAACGAUCAGUACUACCAGUAAGUAGAUUGCUGACUUAUUAUAAUUUUUUGUUAAACAUCUGUUUUGUUCUCUUUAAAGGUAGGGUCAUUGAUUGGUUUUGGUCAAUGUAAUGCUGAUUAAUAGGCAAACUUAUAAAUAAAGUGCAAUUAAAGUCAUAUAAGUUUUAGACAAUGUGUACUUGCUGAGAAACAGCAAAAAACUGUCAUGGUAUUUUUUACAAGAAUAUCCAAUCCAAUCAAUGUUUAGCGAGGUUAUCGAUUGGAAGUUUGUUCAACUUGGGUUUAUAAUUAUUGCUGCAAUUGGACUCCCUUCCCAUUUAAAUGAUAAUUACUGAAUGGACAGGGCCCAAAUUCACAAAGAUGGCAGCUUGUGUUUCUGAAGGUUGGGAGGGACACAGUUUGCUGGUCAAAGUACCUAGUAAUUUGGGUAACUUUAUGUUCCUGCAUUAAGUCACAUUUUCAAGAGAUUGUUAAUUUCAAAUUAAUGUAAGUUUUUAUUUGUGUACUGUUUGUAUAAAUUUGUAGUUCUAUGAAAUUUCUUCUCACCUUUAUCUAAAACAAUUUUGUAUUUGAGCAAGCAUGACAGAACCAGAGGUCAUGAGGUCAUGAUUUAAAGACAAAGUGUACCUUUGUUUUUACUUGCCAAGUAAGUUUUUAUGCUAACAAUUAUUUUUUUAGUACUUACCAAAUAGUGACCAGUGCCAUUAAUAUAAAAGUUUCAUGCACUGUAUAGCCAAAAAGAAUACAAAAGAAACCAGUUCAUUUGUACCACCCCAUUAAAACUAGUAAGUACAAUGUGUUGGUUUAUUUUUUGCUGGCGUUUCCAUGUAUGUUCAAAAGUUGCCAAAUCUGUAACACUUCUGUAGUUUUUUCCAAAAUCAUUCCUGUUAUUAUUAUUAUUAUUAUAAUUAUUAUAACGAGGCAUUUAAUUGAUGAUGCUGUCUGUGGAUGAUUGGCUGAUAAAUUAUGGCUUUUCACCAGACUGAUUGUGCUUCAGAAAGACGUCCAUUAAAAAGAACAAUAUUAAGGUAUUUAAAAUUAUAAAUGGUGUUUGAAGCUUUGCAUGGUGUGGAGAAUAAGAGUAACUAUCAAUAUAAAUAUUAAUAGUAAACUUGCGGGUACAACCAUGGGGAAAAACUCUUUUGAAUGAGUGGUAGGCCUACCACUCAUUCAAAAGAGAUUUAACCAUGAGUAAAAUCUCUUUUGAAUGAGUGGUAGGCCUACCACUCAUUCAAAAGAGAUUUUACUCAUGGUUGUACCUGCAAGUUUACUAUUAAUAUUUAUAGUUACUCCUAAAAUUGUAAAUAUUGAUGAGAAAACAUAAUUAAUGAGGUGCCAAACUGAGUUUCAUUAACUACAAAUGAAUAAGAGCUACACCAAAAGAAAAUGCUUUUGAAUUGAAAAAAAAACACCACCAGAAACGGUUUUUAAGUCCUGAAUUAUUAAUUAAUGCAGCUGUAUCUAAUUGAAAUAAAUAAUUAUUUGUUACUUAAUGUUCACAAGUAAUUUUGAUUAUAAUUAAUAUUUAUUUAAAGUCAGUGGACACUAUUGGUAAUUACUCAAAUAAUUUUCAGCAUAAAACCUGA